AUUGCAAGUUUCUGUGAGCAGGAGGAGGUGCUGUUUCGUAAGAGAUUGUUCUUGUUUCCAGGCUAGCUCGAAAGUUGAAUUUUACAAUUUCUUAAAAGAAAGCCAGCUUUUAUCCUCAAUUUUGUUUCUCUUGCCGUCUGGACAUCGAUUAUGCCAAUAGGACAUCUCGCUAAAAUCGGAAUCGGCUGGGGCAUCAUCACGGUAGCUGGCAUCGGUGGGUUUGUCUACUCGAAGCGUUACGUCGACAAGAAUCGCUAUGAGAACAUGAAAAUUCGCGAACGCAUGCGAAAAUCAAACGAAGGAGAGUACACCGUCGAAUCGCCCCGCAGAUACGAAGCCUAG
Molecule: messenger RNA, 342 nt
Organism: Culex pipiens pallens (northern house mosquito)
Lineage: Eukaryota; Metazoa; Arthropoda; Insecta; Diptera; Culicidae
Exons: 2
Coding region: 151-342 (63 amino acids)
Source: RefSeq, a predicted model, not a curated record